AUGUUCCCGGCAGACCUAGCGCUUCAAAUCAUCCACCAGCGAAGACAGGUAUUUUUCCCAGCUGUUCAGAUGAGAAAGCGAAUACUAAUCAAGUACUCAGGCGACAAGAGCGAGCCUACGUGCAAACCCAAAGCAAAACGAGGUAGCAAAAUCCGGGCUGCACCUAAGCCCAUACCGACGGAGAACAUUUAUAACACUGACACCACUCCGUUCAAGAUCCUGAUUAAAGCCAGCAAGAUAUCUAGCAAGGAGUGGACAGUGAGCAGGAACGGGGAGGGACACGCCAUGCAACUAAGCGUGCGGCCCAGUUUCUUCUCAGUUCCUCAUGCCAUUUACAUUGCGGGCUAUUUCGUAAUUGGCUACAAUGAUGACGAAGUAACAAAUAAAUGCGGAGAGGUCGUACACGUCGAGCGCACGUGGAAGCGCGAGUACAUUGCCGGAGAAUACGAUUUGCUCUUCGACACACACCCAGACCGGAACCCGACAGGCGCAUGCAGCCUUGGUGAUCACGCCGGGGCACUCACUUGGGUGACCGACCUCGAAGAUGCAUUCCCGCACUACAAGUAUCUCGGUCGUAUCAAACCGGGCCUGAGCAACAGCGAUAUUAUAGCACAGUCAGAGACGGUCCUCGCGAAUAUGGGGAAAUACAUUAUGGUUAAGAAUAAUUGCUUUACUUUUGUCAAGAAGACAUACGCGGAUGAGGCCGCGUAG
Penicillium hordei is the source of this 711-nucleotide messenger RNA. Its product is annotated as Glycoside hydrolase superfamily. Lineage: Eukaryota; Fungi; Ascomycota; Eurotiomycetes; Eurotiales; Aspergillaceae. The record is from RefSeq and is a predicted model, not a curated record. The transcript is spliced from 3 exons. The coding region runs from base 1 to 711 and encodes 236 amino acids.